This is a messenger RNA of Bubalus bubalis (water buffalo), 4478 nucleotides long. RefSeq names its product tripartite motif containing 37 (gene TRIM37). Gene Ontology annotation, cellular component: aggresome; peroxisome. The record is from RefSeq and is a predicted model, not a curated record. Gene Ontology annotation, biological process: protein autoubiquitination; negative regulation of centriole replication. The transcript has 24 exons. The coding region runs from base 421 to 3306 and encodes 961 amino acids. NCBI's taxonomy places the organism in Eukaryota, Metazoa, Chordata, Mammalia, Artiodactyla, Bovidae. Gene Ontology annotation, molecular function: zinc ion binding; tumor necrosis factor receptor binding; ubiquitin protein ligase binding.
GCCUUCCGCUGCCCUGGUUACCGUUAGUGUUUGCGAAUUCCCUGCAGCACCUUCUUCGCGGGAGACCAGCGCCGCCGGACUCCGGCAGCAGUUCGAUACGCGCGCGCCUGCGUCACGUGGGCCGAGGUUGCCUCGCGGUCGCUGGCGAGCCGCUGAGCCGGGAGGAGAGGAGCUGCGGGCUACCGCUCACCCUCCCACCGCGCCCAGGGGCUGGCGCCCGGAUGAAAAUGGCGAAGUGGGGGUAGCUGGCGCGGAGCGUGAAGCUAUGGGGCGCGCAGGUGUGGCUGCCGUCCGAGCCCCCUGAGGUGGGCGCCUGGCGGUUCUCCGGAGCAGUUUGACCUGGCGACCUCGGGCUGGCGCCUAAUCGGUCAGAUCACGGGCUCCGCGGGUCUCCGAGGGCCCCGCCGAGAGAAGCGGGCAAUGGAUGAACAGAGUGUGGAGAGCAUUGCUGAGGUGUUCCGAUGCUUCAUUUGCAUGGAGAAACUGCGGGAUGCGCGCUUGUGUCCUCAUUGCUCCAAGCUCUGUUGUUUCAGCUGUAUUAGGCGCUGGCUGACAGAGCAAAGAGCCCAGUGUCCUCAUUGCCGUGCUCCACUCCAGUUACGAGAACUAGUAAACUGUCGUUGGGCGGAAGAAGUAACACAGCAACUUGAUACUCUUCAACUCUGCAGUCUCACCAAACAUGAAGAAAAUGAAAAGGACAAGUGUGAAAAUCACCAUGAAAAACUUAGUGUAUUUUGCUGGACUUGUAAGAAGUGUAUCUGCCACCAGUGUGCACUUUGGGGAGGAAUGCAUAGCGGACAUACCUUUAAACCUUUGGCGGAAAUUUAUGAGCAGCAUGUUACUAAAGUGAACGAAGAAGUAGCCAAACUUCGUCGACGUCUCAUGGAACUGAUCAGCUUAGUUCAAGAAGUGGAAAGAAAUGUAGAAGCUGUUAGAAAUGCAAAAGAUGAGCGUGUUCGGGAAAUUAGAAAUGCAGUGGAGAUGAUGAUUGCACGAUUAGACACACAGCUGAAGAAUAAGCUAAUAACACUGAUGGGUCAGAAGACAUCUCUGACACAAGAAACAGAACUGUUGGAAUCCUUAGUUCAGGAAGUAGAGCAUCAGUUGCGGUCUUGUAGUAAGAGUGAGUUGAUAUCUAAGAGCUCAGAGAUCCUCAUGAUGUUUCAGCAAGUUCAUCGAAAGCCUAUGGCAUCCUUUGUUACCACUCCUGUUCCACCAGACUUUACCAGUGAAUUGGUACCAUCUUAUGAUUCAGCUACUUUUGUUUUAGAGAAUUUCAGUACUUUGCGCCAGAGAGCAGAUCCUGUUUAUAGUCCGCCUCUUCAAGUUUCAGGACUUUGUUGGAGGUUAAAAGUUUACCCAGAUGGAAAUGGAGUUGUUCGUGGUUACUACUUAUCUGUGUUUCUGGAACUUUCAGCUGGCUUGCCAGAAACUUCCAAAUAUGAAUAUCGCGUAGAGAUGGUUCAUCAAUCCUGCAAUGAUCCUACCAAAAAUAUCAUUCGAGAAUUUGCAUCUGACUUUGAAGUUGGAGAAUGCUGGGGUUAUAAUAGAUUUUUCCGUUUGGACUUACUUGCAAAUGAAGGAUACUUGAAUCGACAGAAUGAUACAGUGAUUUUAAGGUUUCAGGUUCGUUCACCAACUUUCUUUCAAAAAUGCCGGGACCAGCAUUGGUAUAUCACUCAAUUGGAAGCUGCACAAACUAGCUAUAUCCAACAGAUAAAUAACCUUAAAGAGAGACUUACUAUUGAGUUGUCUCGAACUCAGAAAUCAAGAGAUUUGUCCCCACCAGAUAAUCAUCUUAGCCCCCAAAAUGAUGACACUCCUGGGACGCGAGCUAAGAAGUCGGGAUCAUGCGCUGACGUGCUUCUCCAGGAUGGUCCUACGACAGCUUCUGUACGAGAGGUGAAGGAGGAUGAAGAAGAUGAGGAGAAGAUUCAGAAUGAAGAUUAUCAUCAUGAGCUUUCCGAUGGAGACCUGGAUCUGGAUCUCGUUGGGGAAGAUGAAGCGAAUCAGCUCGAUGGCAGCAGCUCUUCUGCCAGUUCCACAGCCACAAGCAAUACCGAAGAGAAUGACAUUGACGAGGAGACGAUGUCUGGAGAGAAUGAUGUGGAAUACAACAACAUGGAAUUGGAAGAGGGAGAACUCAUGGAAGAUGCAGCUGCAGCAGGACCUCCAGGUGGUAACCAUGGCUAUGUGGGUGCCAGUAGCAGAAUGUCAAGAAGAGCACACUUGUGCUCUGCUGCUACCAGUAGUUUAUUAGACAUCGAUCCUUUAAUUUUAAUACAUCUCUUGGACCUUAAGGACCGGAGCAGUAUGGAAAAUUUGUGGGGCUUACAGCCUCGGCCCCCUGCUUCACUUCAGCCCACAGCAUCAUAUUCUCGAAAAGAUAAAGACCAAAGGAAGCAGCAGGCAAUGUGGCGGGUUCCCUCUGAUUUAAAGAUGCUAAAAAGACUCAAAACUCAAAUGGCUGAAGUUCGAUGUAAAACUGAUAUAAAGAACACACUUUCAGAAAUAAAAAGCAACAGUGCUGCUUCUGGAGACAUGGCUGCAAGCCUCCUUUCUGCUGACCAGGCAGCUCUGGCCGCAUGUGGCACCGAAAACUCCAGCAGGUUACAGGAAUUGGGAAUGGAGCUCUUGGCAAAGUCAUCAGUUGCCAGUUGUUACAUACGAAACUCCACAAAUAAGAAGAGUCAUUCACCCAAGCCUGCUCGGUCCAGUAUAGCAGGUAGUCUGUCUCUUCGAAGAGCAAUAGACUCGGGGGAAAAUAGCCGUUCAAAGGGGGACUGUCAGACUCUAGCUGAAGUCUCCCCAGGAAGCUCUCAGUCAGGGAGCAGGCACAGUUCUCCCCGAGCCUUGACCCAUGUCAGUAUCAGUGACAUUCUGCCAAAAUCUGAAGAUCGGCAGUGUCAAGCUUUGGAUUCAGAUGCUGUCGUGGUUGCAGUUUUCAAUGGCGUACCUGUUGUUGAAAAAAGAAGAAAAAUGGUCACCUUGGGGACUAAUGCUACAGGAAGUCGUCUGGAAGGAAUGCAAAUGACUGAUUUGGAAAAUAACUCGGAAACUGGGGAGCUACAGCCUGUUCUACCUGAAGGAGCUUCUGCUGCCCCAGAGGACGGAAUGAGCAGCGACAGCGACAUCGAGUGUGACACCGAGAGCGAGGAGCGGGAGGAGCGCGCCAGCACGGGCGGCUUCAGCGACGCUUUCAUGGCGCAGCCCCCGGACGGAGAUACACAUUCCAGUUUUCCUGAUGGUGAACAAAUAGGCCCUGAAGAUCUCAGUUUCAGUACUGAUGAAAACAGCGGAAGGUAAUUUUCAAAUCAAGAGAACUGACUUGUAAGCCUCCUUGACCCCGAAAUUGGCUGUCGUUGGUGCUCAAAUUUGUCAAUGGUCAGAUAAUCAGAUUUUUUCACCAUCUCUACUUGAAAUAGUAAUUGAGACUUUAGAAAGUAGCACAGUCCUAGUAUAAAACAUUAGUACAAAGGAAAAAAUUAAAUGUGGGAAGAAUUCUGUGUAAUGUAAUGAAAUAACAGUAUAGCCUCAAUUAACUUAGUAAAUUAGCGUAUUCCUAAGAGGCAGUUUGUCUGCUGCCACAGAAGGGCAGUAACUGCCAGGAAACGCACCCAGAGGCAGCGCAUGCACGUAGUGAGCUGCUCCGCGCCGGCGCUCUCCUGUCCUGGCUAGAUCCUCAGUUCUGUUGAGAUGACCGCCUUUAUAGUUUGGGUUUUAAUUACAGUUUCUAGUUUCAUUAAUGCCUAUAGAUUAGUGAGCAGAAAUAUCACUUCUGUGUAGAUUCUGCCCUGAAGACACUUUAUGUGAAUAACUGAAGCAACACUAGACUGAACGUCCUCUUUGGAACGUGUCAGCUGCCUGAGGUUCCUUUUCUGUUCUUAUUUGCUCAGGUGCAGGCAGGCACGCUGAUGGCACAUACGCUUUCUUUCGUGUGACUUUUACAAAUGCAGUUUUAAAUGAAUUAAGUUAAUGUGGAUUGGUUAUGUUCUUGGUCAUAUAAACACAUAUAAGAACAUUUUAAAUUAUUUCACUUUUUUCCUGCUUCUUACCAAACAACUACAGAGCAACAGGUAUUUUAAAACCCUGUUUUUUCCUUUGUUUUCAUUAGCUGGACAUUGAUUUCAGUGUCAAUACAUUUAAAGAUUCCUACGUAUUAUACAUGAAAGUGUGCUCUCACAUUCACUUUUAUACUCAGAAUUAGUCCAAAAUUAUUGCCAAACUUCACCAUCGUGCUCCUGCAUUUGUUUUUGAGCUGCUAUACCAUUUGUGAAAAGUACACUGAAAGCUGACUAAGAGACUAUUGUAAAAGCAUGAGUAUGUAUACAUUUGAGAGGCAUUUCAUCUGCGUAUUUUUUACUUAAUGAAUAUUGUUCCCUUUUCCAUGUCUAGUGGCUUGCCGAAUGCUGUGAUUCAUGGUUUGCUUUUGUUCAAAACAGUUUGCACUUUUUGUUAAUAAAAUGAACUUGAGAAAA